UGGUGAUGGAAACGACGAAAGGAAAGUCGCCGGCGCAGGUGGGAGAAGAAGGGGUUAAAGAGAUGAGAGUAAUGGUGGGUAUAGACGAGAGUGACGAGAGUUUCCAUGCACUCCAAUGGACCCUGGACCACGUUUGUGGUAGCAUCACUGCUGCAGCUAACCAGGAUGGUUUGCGGCUCAUGAAACUGAGUCUAGUUCAUGUUCACCAGACUUUCCACCGUCUGUAUGUUCCUGCAGGACCAGGAGGUACAGCAUAUUACAUACCAGCUUCCGUUGAGGAAUCCAUAAAGAAAGGUCAAGAACAGAUUUCCAAAGCAUUACUCUCCCGUGCAUCCAAUCUGUGCAAAGAUAGAACGAAUUUUGAAGUGGAGACUUUGAUAUUUGAAGGGGACCCUAAGGAAAAGAUAUGCCGAGCAACCCAAGAUACGCAUGUCGAUCUUCUUGUGGUCGGCAACCGGAACCUCGGAAAGAUUAAGAGGGCAUUCUUAGGAAGCGUGAGUGACUAUUGUGCACACCAUGCCUUCUGCCCCGUCCUUAUCGUAAAGUCGCCGAAAGAAGCGAGCAAGUGAAAAUGCUAAAAAGCAGCGGUGAAGGACCAGUGGAGUUUUAUUUUCAGUUGUGCCUAUUACGCUUAUUUCCUGUCGUUUCUUAGCCUCAAAUUAAUGAUUGUACAGUAGAAUUUUUCACGGUGAAGGG
Hibiscus syriacus is the source of this 696-nucleotide messenger RNA. Its product is annotated as universal stress protein A-like protein. The record is from RefSeq and is a predicted model, not a curated record. Bases 6 to 569 code for a protein of 187 amino acids. NCBI's taxonomy places the organism in Eukaryota, Viridiplantae, Streptophyta, Magnoliopsida, Malvales, Malvaceae. The transcript is spliced from 4 exons.